Symbiodinium natans is the source of this 7071-nucleotide messenger RNA. NCBI's taxonomy places the organism in Eukaryota, Dinophyceae, Suessiales, Symbiodiniaceae. The record is from the annotation of a GenBank genome assembly.
AUGACACAGGCGCUUUUGCUUGAAGUGGAAAAGUUUCGUAUGAACCUCCUUGUCUUUUACCACCGCGCUGUGGGCUGCUGUGGCACAACGGCGACGUGGGGCGCUUUAGAAGAAGCAAAGCAGAAACUGCGUGAGUUUUACUUUGAGCAGCUCUUGUUGCGACCGAAGCCAGAGAAUCGGACCCAGAAAGGCUGGCAGAACAUCCUGGAGUCAGCUCGCUUGAGUUUGGAGCCCAAGCUGGAUAGACUGAGCAGGAUCGAGGACGUUUUCGCUUUGGCUGAAAAGUGUUUGAACAAGAACCAGAGCAUCUUGGAAGAUUUUCGGUUCAUUGCAACAGACAACGUGUUUUGUGAAGCUGUAGAGUGGAGUGCUCAAGAGAACUUUGUGCACGCGACUGAAGAGGGCAAGACGUUUGAGCGUGACCUGGAGAUCUUGUCUAGGUUGGACCAGGGCGAGAACACCGGAUCGGACGUGUUCGAACAGUCGCUGGAGCCUCGAAGUGAACCACUUGACCUGACCGAGACCAGUGAGCCCACACCAAAGAGGUUGAAGUUCAAGGUGGCAUUGAAGCAGUCUGAGGGCCACAUGGUGAUGCAGGGCCAAGAGCAGAAUCGUUCUUUCAUGAGUUUGUUUCAGUCCAUGACCAUUGAGCAGCAAAGACAGUCAGAAGAAUUGAAAGAAGCGGUCACUCACCUUGGUUCCAGGAAGGAAGCUCCGACGGGGUGGACGAAGUUCAUCCCUCGACCUGACCCUUUCAAGCCCAAAGACCGAGAAGAAGAGCUAACGCAAUGGCAAGAUUGGAGUUGGAGCUUCAAGCAGUGGAUCCUUGCAAUAAGCCCUGAGAUGUAUACUGCGAUUGAAGAGGUAGAGCAGGAUUUGAGUUCGCCUUGUGAAGAAGCCACUAUGACCGACGAUGCCAUUCUACAGGGAAAGCAGCUGUAUGCAAUCCUCACGAGCAUGCUUCGGGAAAGGCCUCUCCAAAUCCUCAAGAGUGUCACCGGUGCCAAUGGAUUCGAGACAUGGCGUGUGCUAAACAAUGUGCUGGCACCCACCAAUAAGACACGAGCGCUUGCACUGUUGGGAGCAAUCUCACAGUUUCCGGCAAUGAAUCAAGGGAAUCUCCUGGAGCAGGUGCUACGUCUGGAGGACCUCUUCCGCAAGUAUGAGCAGGCGUCGGGAAAGCCAGUUCCGAAUGAGAUGCAGAGUGCAAUCUUGUUGCGUGUUUUGCCUCAGCAAGUUCGGUCACACUUGACAAUCACCAUCGGUGACGAUUCCACGUAUGAGAGCAUGAGAGACAUGAUCCUUCGGUGGGAGCGUUCUACACAGAAGUGGUCUUCGCAAAUCGUGACAGGAGGGGCACCGCAGAAACCUUCGUAUGAUGAUCCGAACGGCCCGAGCCCCAUGGAUGUCGAUCGUGUGAAAGGAUGGCCUAAAGGAAAGGGCAAAUGGGGUAAAGGGGCUGGCAAAGGUGGUGGCAAAGAUGGAGGAAAGUAUGGAGGAAAGAACGGCAAAGGCAAAGGUGGCAAAGGAGGAUAUGAGAGUCGUCCAGGCAAAGGAAAAGGCUAUGAGAAAGGAGGAAAAGGAAAACAGUCCUCAUGGAGCAGGAAUGAUUGGAGCAAAGGAGGAAAGGACAGAGGAAAGAAAGGAGGAAAGGGCAAAGAAAGGCUUUCUCAUGAUGCUUGUCGAAUCUGCGGGAAGUCAGGGCACUGGGGUAAUGAGUGUUGGAUGAAGGACAAAGUUCGAAACAUCAACCAGAAUGAUGCAUCGUCCGCAUCGGGGAACAGUUCGUCCGCAUCGAGCUCAAAUUCAUCGACCGGAACAGCAAGUGUGAAGCGUGUGUUUGAUCUUGCAGACAGUGAUCGACUUGAUGUCCCAAUGACAACGGUCUAUGAGAUGGACAGCGAGGGUUCAGAGUCGUAUGUGUCAGACAAUGAGUCGUGGUGGUGCAGAGUGAUCGAACAUUCUAUGGUUGAUGGUGAGGAUGAACUGGAAGUCAUCGACUUUGCUUGGGAGGCGUACAGCGUCGUGGACAUGAGCUUAGAUGAUGCAUUGCUUGGAGAUGAAGAAUGGGUUGCACAUGCAGAAGUAAGAGGGAUCAGCAGCAGGUCUGACGAGGGCUACAGCGCUCUCUCUGAAGGGCUACCUCAGGAGGUGGUCUUGGAUUCAGGUGCUGACCUCAGUGUGAUGCCGCGAGCAUGGUUGGAAGCGAAUCUUGGAGACAGGGGUUCGAGUGCACCAGUUCGAAUGGUCGACGCCCAAGGGAAAGAGAUGAAGAACCAUGGUAGCAGGAAGAUCACCUUGGACCUAGGCCCAGCGAUGAUCCAAGAGGAGUUCUACGCGUCCGAUGUUGGUGCGCCCCUGAUCUCACUAGGGAGAUUGCUGAAGAAAGGUUGGAGCCUCGACCACAGGAAUGGACUCCUGCAUCUGUGCAAUGAUCCCGAAGAGAUAGAAGUGCCGGUCUCAUUCCGAAGGAAUAGCCUUGUGGUUGAUGCCAGAGUGUUCAUGGUCCGGGAUGAUGAGGUGAAAGAGCCAGAAGAAGAAUGUGUUCGAGCAAGCAAAGAAGGUCGGAUUAUAGUGCAACCACAUUUCAACAUCCACGGACUUUCUCCAGGGUGGAAUUUCCUCGACUGUGGUGAUCCUUGCAUCUUGAAGAGAGAUAAGGUCCGCCUCGAUCCUUCAGAUGACAUGUCAGUGCAUUUGUGGAAGUAUCGCACGACUUUGGUGUUCAGGCAGGAAGCGUGGGAGCUUGUGGACUUCCAGGAAUCCCUGGAAAGCGUGGAGAACCUGAGUGAGGUGAUUGAACAUGGCGAUGCAGCAGUCCUGAUAUUCACCAUCAUGCAUCGUACGAAAGGUGACCCCGAUCACUACGGCCUCACGCUCGUUGCUGAAGCUGGAACUUCCGAGGCAGAUGAAGUGAAAGAUUGGCCAGUUGAUCUUGAUCUGUAUGCCGAAGAGAUGAGCGUAACUGAUCCGCAUGAACAAAUGAGCCCAAUCGAUCUCCCAGGUGUAUGUGAUCAAGACGGACAUGAAGAACCGGUGGGCGCAAGUCCCGCCCCAAUGUUGAUCGGAUGUGGAGAAGAAGACCAUGUGGUAGUAGAGGGACUGCGGUUGAACGAGGAUUCGAGUGCUCGAGAACUACGAGAAGCGUGCAAAGCUUUGGGACUGGGGAUGUCUGGUUCCAAGAAAGUUAUGUUCCAGAGGUUGAUGAGUCACUCAAAGAAGAGAGCACUGGAGGAUGCGAUGGCGCUGGAGAAUGCGGCGAAACCUCAUGAACAUCAACCACGUGGAGAGCGACUUCCUAAGCAACCAACUGCUGAUGAGAUUGCCGAGCAUGAGCUCACUCAUGUACCGUUCAAGGAAUGGUGCAGCUACUGCGUGAGUUGCAGAUCAAGGAGAGAUGCUCACCGUCAGGAUGGAGAACAACAUGACACCGAUGGCGGGGACCCAAUCAUUGCAUUCGACUUCUUUUACACCGAUGUCACGGGAGGUGAACUAGACUUCAUGCGAAGUGCUCCUAAGGACAAAGAUGCGAUGGUUGUGGUGGUGGCUGUGGACAAGACGACAGGAAUGUCAAGAGCCAUACCCCUAGAGUCGAAAGGUGACCAAUCACUGGUGUAUGCGGCGAAAGAAAUCUUAGGCUUCAUAUCCUAUCUGGGAUAUCAAGGCGUGGUGAUCAGGUCAGACAAUGAGCCUUCUGCAACAGCCUUGACCAAGAUGAUUUGUCACUCCAGGACGAAGUUGGGUUUGAAGACCGUGGCGAGACCGUCACAACCUCAUGAGCAUGCAACAAAUGGAAUGGCAGAGCAAUGUGUUCAGAACAUUCGAGAUCUAGCAGCAACUUUGUUGGAACAGGUGAAGGCUCAAUCGGGAACGGAGAUUCGGACGAGAGAUGAGAUUGCAGGCUGGGCGCAUGUGCAUGCCUCAAUGCUUCAGAACACGUUUGCAGUCAGAGCUGGAACGACUUCGUUCGAGAAGGCAUUUGGCUUGGCCUACAAUGGGAAGUUGGCAUGUUUCGGCGAGGUGGUCCUGUUUGCGUUGAGUCAAGGCCAUCGAAAGAAAGGACGCCCGAAGUUCGUGAAAGGCCUGUGGCUUGGAAAAUCGCUGGUGAACGACAUGCAUGUGUGUGGAACAGCGCUUGGUUUGUACCUGUCAACAACGGUCCGGAGGCUGAAUCCACAGGAAAGGUGGAGCAAGCAUAUGCUGAAAGAAUUCCAAGGCAAACCGUACAAGUUUUCGUUGAGCAGCCUGGGAAAAGUCGUGAUUCCGGCUAUGAAAGACAGGACAAAGCCGAAUGUGGUACCGGACAUGCCAGUGAUGCCAAUGGAAGGACCAAAGGAGGCAGCGUUGAAGGCACCAGAUGAGGCAGGAUCUGACUCCUCAAGUUCAUCAUCGCAGUCAGGUGCAAGACAAUCUAGCAAUGAAGAGCCAGGAGGGGUUUCGACACCAUCGUCACAGCAUGCUAGCUCAGCCCUGUCGGAAGGCAGAACUGGUGAUGGCGUGCGAGAAGAGAUGGACAUCGAGGCAGGAACAGGACAGAAGAGAUCUGAGCCCGAACCAAGUGACAAGGAAGAAGACAAGCGUGGAGAAAAGCGACCGAUGCCGGAGGAGAAGAACGUCCCGCUGAAUGCACCUCCACUUUAUGCUGGGAGCUCAUCGCCACCAAAGACCUCAAGGGUUUCAACCGUGAAAGUUGCAGAUGCUGAGUACUACACAUUGGAUGAGCACCUAGAAGAGGAGUGGGGUGACAUGGAAGAGUGGGAGAUUUGGUCUGAGGUAGAAGAUGGAGAAGAGAGCAUUGAUUGGGGAGAGCUUUGGCGUAACAGGACUGAGAAUGAGGGGCCUCCAGAACUGUCGGAACACGAGAUGAGCCAAGUAGAUGCUGAGAGCAGGAAGACCGAAGUGAAGCGACUCCUUGACAUGGGAGUGUUGGAACAGGUAUCGUCCUUACCUGAGAACGCAGAGUUGUUGCAGACGAAGCAUGUGAUGGACUGGCGGUACCGUGAGGCGAAGUGGAAGAGAAGGGCGAGGUUAGUGUGCAAGCAGCUGAAGAUAUGGGACCCAAACAGGACAGACGUGUAUGCCCCAAGCACCAAUCCAUCAAUUGCAAAGCUGUUGCCGGCCCUCAUGGUUUCCCGACCAGGGUGGCAAAUGGUUAGCUUCGACGUGAAGGAUGCUUUCCUCGAGGUGAAGCAGCGUCAAGAGCUUUAUGUGAUGUUGGACGGCCUCCCAUAUAGAGUCCAUCGUUGCUUGCCAGGACAGCAGGCAGCGUCUGCGUGGUGGGGAGAACAGCUGGCGGCGGACCUGGCUACAGCUGGCUUGGUGCCAGAUGAAGCAUGUCCGGCAGCGUUUGGACAGCCAGGUUUGGGUGCAACAGUUCAUGUCGAUGAUGGCUUGCUAGCUGGAACCCCAGAGAGCACACGAAAGGUAACUGAGAUCGUGGAGAAGAAGUACAAGCUGGAAGUCUCAGAACCCGUGAAGAACAUAGGUGAUAGCCUGAAGUUCCUGAAGAAAGAGUUACUAAUCACCGAGUCUGGCAUUGAGGUGCGAGUCGACAAGAAGUACUUGGAGAAGAUUUGUGGUGUGUUGGACCUGAAAAGGCCGAGGGUGAGGAAAACGCCGUGCAGUCCAGAAAUUGCCAAAAUGGAUGAGUCAGAGCCCUUGCAGGAGCUGGAGGCUUCGAAGUUCAGAGCGGCAGUUGGAAGCUUCCUGUACCUCAGCCCAGAUAGACCAGAUGCCCAAUGGACCAUCGCACACUUGGCAAGGUCGAUGAGUCGGCCAACGAAGCGUAUGUGGAAGCAUGCCUGUCACUUAGCAGAGUAUCUGUUAGCCACAGCUGAUGUGUGUCUCACGUUGGCAUGGACGUAUCCGGGAAGGUCAAGUUUGGAUGAGAGAAAGCUCAGUCGAGAGGAGGCAACAAGGCUGCAAGUAGAGAACAGCGGCAAACCGGAUUUGGUUGAGGGCAUGAGCGAUAGUGACUGGGCUGGACAUUGGACAAGGGUGUCAUCGACGUGUGGCCACGUCUACUUGAAUGGGAACGCGACCUUCAGCUUCGUGAGGAAGCAAGGCUCGAUUUCUCUGUCGUCAUGCGAAGCAGAGCUCAUGGCAUGUUGUUCCACGGCAGCAGAACUGAUGUAUGUUGGGCACGUGAUCAAGACGCUUUCAAGCACACCCUGUCGGUUGUUAUGCCGGCUAGACUCGUCUAGUGCCCGAUCAUUGCUCCAAAAGCGUGGCGUGUCGAAAGUGCGUCAUCUGGAAACGAAACUGCUAUGGGUACAGAGGGAAACUUCGAGGGGAACCUUGGAACUGGGAACAGUGUCCACGUACCUAAAUACUGCUGACAUAGGUACAAAGGCGCUAAGCUCAGAACGCUAUGGAUUCCUGAUGUCUCGCCUGGGCUAUGGUGGCUUCGAGUGUCUGAGCAGAAACAAGCAGAAGUAUGAGCAGAUGAAUGCCAAGGUGAUUCGUUUGCUGGUGAUGAUGGAUGCAAUGAGAACCGCGAAUGGAGCAGAAGCCUUUGGAAGAGAUCGUGAGCUUGAGCAAAGUGGCAUCACGGUUAUGAGCGCCUUGAGCCUGGAGAUCAAGGUCAACCAAUGGGGUGGUGUUCUCCUGGUGGCUGCGGGUUUGGUGAUCCUGAUGACCGUGCUGUACAUGGUAUGGCAAAUGGCAUGGAAGGAAAGGCGACUUGGAGACCUACAGAGGAAGGGGAACCACUACUAUGUGGAGCAGAUGAACCUCUACAACCAGAUGAACCUCGACGACCAGAUGAACCUCGACGACCAGAUGAACCUCUACGACCAGAUGAACCUCUACGACCAGAUGAACCUCGACGACCAGAUGAACUUCGACGACCAGAUGAACCUCUUCGAGCAGAUGAACCUCGACGGCAAGAUGAACCCCAAGUCCGAGUACAAGCUCAACCUGUGCAUCAAGGUGGACACGGGUGGAAUCAGAGACAAGCACAUCGUGAUGGGCGACAUGUUCGGUUGCUCACUCGUGAGCAAGCAGUCCGUGAAGGAUACGAAGGAUGCAGGCAAUGCAACCCAUGAUGAGGACCCAGAUGGAGCGAGAUGA